Molecule: messenger RNA, 1839 nt
Organism: Capronia epimyces CBS 606.96
Lineage: Eukaryota; Fungi; Ascomycota; Eurotiomycetes; Chaetothyriales; Herpotrichiellaceae
Exons: 1
Coding region: 1-1839 (612 amino acids)
Source: RefSeq, a predicted model, not a curated record
AUGUCGACUCGUCGGACUUUGAGCGACCAGCCACGCAACUGGUCUCAAGAGUCAAGCAGUUCGCAAGAAGAGUUGAUCGCCUAUCGAGGCAAUCGCAACGUCAAAGAAGCUGUCAGAUGCCCAAAAGGUCCGCCGCCCGACGACCGCGUUGAAGAUGAAGGCUUCGCUCGUUUUCUCAAGAAGCACGCUUCGCCAACACAUCAGCGAGUCACCGCCGGGGGCCGCAUCGUGCCAAUGGAACACCGACCUCGUCCUCCUGUGUGUCACCUAGUCAACUGCAACGAGAAUCCAGAGCCAGAGGGCAAGAACAACGCACCCGAAGGAAGUGCAAGGAACACCCAAGGUCCCAAGCUCGAGAUAGCAAGCCCAAUCCAGCCAAAGCCAGAACCCCAGGAUAUUCUCCAACGGCAGUCUCAUCAGAUUCCGGUUCCCAAUGCAAUCAUCGACAACACCGCUCUUGCUGCCGGCGUCAAUGUGAAUCUAGUGCCCACCGGGGAUGCCUUGGCCAUCGACACCGCUGCGGCACAGUCUCAGUGGGUGGCACCCAUACUCUCAGCGCCCGUCGGUCCGAGCAUGUUUCCCGACCCAUACUAUUUGCAAAGUCCUCCACUAUUCCCCGGCUGUGCAAUGCCCUUGACUCCGCCGCUUCCUGGGUACAACGGUAGCCUCGAUGGACAGUUUGCCAUGUCACUGCCCGUUUCCCCAGACAUGAUGAUGGGCCUUUCUGCCCUUAGUGAGAUGUCAAUGGCAAUGGGCGAGUUUGCUGCAACAGAUGCCACCUAUUUUGACCACAUGAUUGCCUGUGCAAAUGCACGCUUCGAGGAAGCAGACCGCCAACUCAAAACGAUUAAUCGUCACCGUGCCAUAAACAAUCGCGACCCAUAUGUCACCGAGCACCGAAUGGCGGUCGCCGUGUUGCGUGCAAAUGCAAAGGCAGAGGUCUCAUACUGGACCAAUCUUGCUUCAGAGGCCAAGGCUGCAAAGAUGUCUGUGGGUACCCCAAGUCGCACACUCAACGUGGAGGCGGCUGCCUAUGUUCCUCUCCAGUCAAACUCGCUUGUCCCCGCAUCUUCCAGCAAAUCAAGCACCCUAUCGAAGGGUAGUGACAGUACAGUCCAGCCCACCAAACCCAAGCCGUCACUCAAAGCAGGACGUCGUGGAAUCCCGAUCGUGCCGCCUCCAGAAACAUUGGAUUUGCCUGUCAAGGAGCUCAGGGAUACGGGUCUAGCACACCCUCCUCCUUCCGUGGCUGUGGAUGAAUGGGGUGUGCGCAUCGGGGAUGCACCCCCGGCGAUACUCCGUCACCAGGAGGAGAUGGCGAAGGCCUUGAUCCGGGAAGCGAGCAAGUCGCCACAGAAAUCAGCCAGCGAAGUGUCAAUUCAGAGUCCAGUGGCAAGUUACAACACAUCACCGUUGCAUAACCAAGCAGUCGAAGCCACGCUAGAUGAGAAUAGCGAGAAUAAGUCGCAGAACGGAGAGUGGUUGCCGACGAAGCCUGGGCGAGCGCCCGCAACUGUUGAAGCAUGCUAUGAAUUGCAGCUGGAUGCGAUGCGGCUUCCCAAGGGCAUCAUCAGCAAGGUUAGACUGCCAGAUGGUACUAUUACCGAAGUUCGAGGCCAAGGGCUGAAGCGUCCACCUUCCUUGGGAAUGGACGAUUUUGAGAGACGCUACUGGAGGUCGAAGCCCGUGUUGACCAAGGAAAUGGCCUCUCGAUUUAUCGAGGUGCGGUCUUGCGGUGAAGGUCCAGCUGCAGAUAACGUUCUCGACCACCUCGACUUCAAUCGCUUCAACGUCGAAAGGUUGGUCCUUGUUCAAAUUGCUCAUCAAAUGGUCUGCUAA